AUGGUUGUCUCGACAAAUUUAAAUUCACUUUCUCUCUGUUAUCCUCACUUUACUCGUUAUCACUGCCAAUAUUUUUCGGCACGCUUCAUUAGCAUUGGACAUUUCUCCCUCCUCCUUGCCAGCACCGAAGCGUUUACCAUCCACGGACGAAACCGAUACCGCUGCCAAGCUCUCCUUUCUUUUCAUCUAGAAAUCUCCACACCCCAGUACCACGCCGUCCCUCCUUUCAUUUUAUCUCCUUACUCUCCGUAUCGCCGUUCUCAAUUUUCACUUUUCUUUUUAAACCUUUUUCAAUCUUCUUUUUUACUUCUUAUUUUAUUUACUUUCUCUUUUAUUCCCCACCCCCAUUCACCUUGCUCUCCACUUUCGCUUCUUAAUAUCUUUACUGCCCUCUUCUUAUUCGCUUUUCUCUCCGUCUUCUCUCUCUUUACACUCUCUUUUUUUCUUAAUCAGUUUACCCUUCCCUUUAUUCAUUUUAAGCUUUCUUUUAUCCGCUUUUUUAAUCUUGAUCUCUCUUUUCUCUUUUUAUCCUCUUUAUUCACCAUUUUCUUAAUCUUCUUCACAUUAAUAUCUUCUUUUUCUCCUUACUCUCCCUUUUAUUCUCCUUGUUCUCCAGUUUAUUCUUCUUACUCUCUUUUUCUUAUACUUACUCUCCUGUUCUUAUACUUACUCUCCACUUACUCUCUCUUUUCUUAUUAUAUAAUUUACUCUCCCCUUAUUCUCUUCCUUUUCCUCUCUUUAUUUAACUUUUACCUUGAAUCUUUUCCUUCUUCUUACUCUCAUAUUUCUCCUACCAUUCGCCCCCCUCCCCUUUUCCUAGUUAUUCUUCUGAUUCUUUCGUUAUCUUUCUCUUUGCUUAUCUGUCACUUUUCUUUCUGUUUCCUUCACUAUUCUUGCUCUUCUUUUACCGCUAUCGCUUUUCUCUUACGUCACUUUCCUUUUUCUUUUGUUCUCGUUCAUUCUACCUUUAUCUUUUCUAUCUAUUGUUUCUAUCUUUACUCUCUGUAUCAUCUUUGCGCUCCCUUGCUUUUAUUUUUAGUUUUACCCUCCCUUCUUUUAUCUUCCUUUCUCGUCUCUUCCCUGGCUUCCUCCUGUCCAGCGCGUUCAAACUUUUCUCCUUACUCCAUUUUUCAUUAUGUGUUCUUCUCUUCUCUCAUUCUCUCCUCAUUUUGCAUCUUUCUGCCUUUCUCUCUCUCUCUCUCUCUCUCUCUCUCUCUCUCUCUCUUAUACCUCUUCACAUUAUCAGCAAAUCUCAUUUACCUGAUUUUCUUUUGCUCUCUCCUUUUCCGUUGA
This is a messenger RNA of Acanthosepion pharaonis, 1293 nucleotides long. The record is from the annotation of a GenBank genome assembly. NCBI's taxonomy places the organism in Eukaryota, Metazoa, Mollusca, Cephalopoda, Sepiida, Sepiidae.